GUAGUAACAAGGUAAUUAUUAGACAAACGAAUGGUAUAUUUUCGGUGUUCUGUGAAUGAAUUGAACGUCAAUCGGUAGUUCGAUUUUCAACGGUUCGGUUGUCAAAAAAUAAACUCCAAACGAGAUGCGUUUUGAUAUAAUUUUAGCAAUCUUUUACACCUUUACAACGGUGAAAUGCGACGACGAGACACCCGCUAUACUCGAAAUACCUCAAGGGAAGAUGCAAGGGGAUUUCCGCGAAUCCUACGGCGGUCGAAUUUACACCGCCUUCGAGGGCAUCCCCUACGCCAAACCGCCGGUGGGAGACCUGCGAUUCGCGCAACCACAAAUCCCGGAAAAAUGGGACGGAAUCUUGAGAGCUAAUAGAACCUACAGUUGCCUCUGUUACUUCUUCAUUCCAGGCCUUCGAGGGAUCAAAGGUUCCGAGGAUUGCUUGUACGUUUACGUGUAUGUACCUUUAAAGAAAAUAACGGGAGAAGAAAACCUGGACGUUGUGGUGCACAUUCACGGCGGAGCCUUCAUGAUAGGAGCGCCCAGUUACAUGGCGGGGCCGAAUUAUUUGAUGGACAAAGACGUCGUGUACGUUUCAUUCAAUUACCGAUUAGCCAUAAUGGGUUUCUUGAGCACCGAAGACGACGUCGUAUCGGGCAACAACGGGCUGAAAGACCAAACCAUGGCCCUUCGAUGGAUCAAAGAGAACAUCAAAUACUUCGGCGGGAAUCCCGAUUCGGUGACUUUGACGGGAAUGUCCGCCGGUAGCGCUAGCGUUCAUCUGCACUAUUUCUCUCCUUUAUCCCGAGGAUUGUUCCACAGGGGUCUCUCCCAAAGCGGUACCGCUUUACAAUCGUGGGCCAUCGUAGAAAAGCCGCUGGAGAAGGCCAAAACGGUGGCGAAUGCGCUGGCUUGCCCGACGAAUUCCACCGAAACUAUGGUGGAUUGUAUGAGACAGAAGGGCGCUAACGAUGUCAUCAACGCCAUGAGAACGUUGCUUCUUUAUUUCGACAGCGUACCUCUGAUCAUAUUCGGACCGGUUAUAGAACAUGGGAAGGAUCCUUUUCUGCCCGACAGUCCUUACAAAAUGUUGAAGGAGGGUAAUGUAUAUGACGUACCCUGGAUAGCGUCGAAUGUCAAGGACGAAGGAUUGUUCCCGUCGGCUUUUUUCGUGAUGAAUAAUUUAAUGGGGGAAAUUGAAGCGAAAUGGAACGAUAUAAUGCCGUAUCUUCUGGAUUUGUACGAUACAGUUGAUGAAAGCGAUUUGAUGGAUGUGUUGAUGAAAAUCAAAGCGUUUUAUUACGAAGGAGAGCCGGUUUCCGAUGAUAAUCUUUACACGAUGGUUCACUUGUUUAAUGAUAGAUUUUUUAUGAUCGACGGCGAAAAAGCGAUGAGAAUGCAAGCGAAAGCUAACAGAAGUCCUGUUUAUUACUAUUUUUUCACGUAUCUGUUGAGAAAACCUAUCAUACCCACUUUUGGAUUCAAACGGGGUGUUUCACACGGAGAUGAUGCCGGGUUGUAUCUAAAAACGUUCGGUUCGGCCCCUAAACUCGAUCCCACCGACGAAACUAUGAUGAAACUUUUCACGGAAUUCAUUGCGAACUACGCUAAAAACAGCACACCAUCGAUUAAUAACGUCGAAUGGAAACCGUUGGAGCCGAACGAUGAAAUGUUGAACGUUUUAAAAAUCGAAUCGCCCGAUGAAAUUGCAAUGAUCGAAAUGAAUUCUCUGGGAAAACAUGAUUUCUGGGAAUCAUUGCCUAUUAAAGAAAACGAAAAACUCUACCCUUAAAGUAGAAGUAAUUUUUUUUACAGUUAUAUGUUGAUGUUAAAAAAAUUGUAAUUUAUUUGAAUUAAUACACGAAAAUUUCAA
Messenger RNA from Phyllotreta striolata, 1864 nucleotides. The record is from the annotation of a GenBank genome assembly. NCBI's taxonomy places the organism in Eukaryota, Metazoa, Arthropoda, Insecta, Coleoptera, Chrysomelidae.